AUGGGAGACGCGAUAGCUGAGAAGCCCUACCAUCGGGUAGCUGCUGUGGCACGCUCAAAUGAAGGCUUCCAGUUCAAGAUCAACUCAGUUCCAAUCCCGAAACUCCAGCCAUGGGAAGUGCUCGUUAAGCUCUCUGCUACUGGUGUCUGCGGCACUGAUAUGGCCCUUGCAGGUGGUUACCUCGGUCCAUGCUGUGAGGUGCUUGGCCACGAGGGCGUGGGCCGCGUUGUACAAGUUGGCUCUGGAGUGGAUCCCGACUCUGUUAAGAUUGGCAAUCGAGUUGGUAUUGCUUGGGUGAGAGACGUCUGUGGCCGAUGCAAUUGCUGUCGUGAGCCCGGAGGUGAGGUCCGUUGUCUGGAGCAGCAGAACUCAGGACGGAAGUGGGACGGAACGUUUGCAGAGCACUGCAUUAUACCAAGUCGUUAUGUGCUGACAAUUCCUGAGUCAAAGGAGUUGCCAGAUGAGCUGGUUGCACCAACAUUGUGCGGCGGCGUUACUGCCUACAAAGCACUCAAGGCUUGUGGAGCGACACCGGGAGAAUGGGUUGCUAUAGUCGGAGCUGGCGGUGGCGUUGGGGGUUUGGGGAUCCAGUAUGCAAAAGCCAUGGGAUUCCGUGUUGCGGCUGUUGAUAUUGGGCCUGCAAAAGAGUCGUGCAUCAAGAUGGGAGCCGACGCAUACUUUGAUGGAGCAUCGCCUGAUACGCCGGCCGAACUGAAGAAGCUUACCCCUAAUGAAGCUGGAGCCAAGGCUGUUAUUGUCACUGCAGGGUCGGGUCGAGCGUAUCAGAACGCCCUUGAUCUUGUCGCAGUGUUUGGUACUCUGGUCUGCGUUGGUAUUCCUCCACCAGACCAAGCGAUGAGUCUGCAUCCGCUGACUCUUAUCGACCGUGGUAUCAACCUUUUGGGAACAUUGGUGGGAACACGAACUGAAACACUUGAAGCUCUCGAGUUCGUGCGAAGAGGAGUGGUAAAACCUAUUGUGGAGUCAGUUAACUUUGAUCAGCUCGACGAUCUGGUCAAUCAAUUCUCAAAGACAUCUGGGAAAUUGGUUAUACAAUUUCCAUCAUAG
This is a messenger RNA of Fusarium verticillioides 7600, 1068 nucleotides long. RefSeq lists its product as hypothetical. NCBI's taxonomy places the organism in Eukaryota, Fungi, Ascomycota, Sordariomycetes, Hypocreales, Nectriaceae. The record is from RefSeq and is a predicted model, not a curated record. The transcript has 2 exons. Gene Ontology annotation, molecular function: oxidoreductase activity; zinc ion binding. Bases 1 to 1068 code for a protein of 355 amino acids.